Molecule: messenger RNA, 705 nt
Organism: Suillus plorans
Lineage: Eukaryota; Fungi; Basidiomycota; Agaricomycetes; Boletales; Suillaceae
Exons: 4
Coding region: 1-705 (234 amino acids)
Source: RefSeq, a predicted model, not a curated record
AUGAACACCGGGCAUAAUGAAGAGAAAGAGGAGAAGUUGCUUGAGAGAUGUCCUCCUGGCCAUGAGGGGACAAAGUUGGUGGACAUACCCACCACAAUUCUCAAUGUGUCCGGUACCAUCAUCGCAUGGUACCUCCCAGACGCCCUGACAGCUGCAACCCAGAGGGAAAUUUGGGCAGCCACCGAUCUGCUCACUCUAAGUCUGAAAAAAAGUGUAAAGGUCAAUGGCAAUUGGCGAACUAAUUCGGAGUGGUUCAAACACAGCUCUGAAGAUGUUGGCUUAACUCCCAGAUGCAUGAAUUUAUCUCCGGCAUGGUUUCAACAGGGGCAUGAGAAUUUGUCAGAUCCGGAGGUAUCUGCAUCAUUGAAGGGACCAUUCAGUGAGAAAAUCCUCAAGGCCAUUGCGAGGCCAGCAGCCAUUGCAUCAGCGGCACUCAGGGUGAUGCAUCCAGAGCAGUACUGGGCAGGGUUACAAACCUUUGCAAGCCUCGGAGAAAAGGCAGAAAGCAAGGAACUGCCACAGAUGUCUGAGACCCUCCAGUACUGGGCAUUGGUGUUUAACUCCCUCUCUAUCAUUUCCAAUCGGCAAACCCUGAAUCAUCGAGACCAUUUAUCCAUUCUGGAAUGCUUCGAUAUUCUCAUCACGGUGGGGAAUUAUUCCAAUGCUCACAUUAAAGGAUUGUUAGACAUGGGGUUCAUGAAGUAG